AUGGGUAAACUCCUGCAGAAGAAGAAGAAUCGGUCCGGCUUGUCCAAGGCCAAAGCCAAGAACAACCGUCUCAAGAGCGGUAACAAGAAGAUUAAUGUGCUGGGCAACGCCAUCAUCGCUGAGAACUGGGACAAGAACCUCACUCUGACACAAAACUACAAGAACCUGGGUCUUCUCCACAAACUCAACGCCCCCACCGGUGGUCGUGAACGCCUUCCCGGAACAGAAGAUGAUGCCAACGCUUCCCACUCUCUGCAGAUCCGCGACAGUGGUAAGGCCGCUGCUCAGAUCGAACUCGGCGAGAUUCGUGUCGAGCGUGAUCCCGAAACUGGAAACAUUAUUCGUGUCAUCCGUGAGGAUGAGCAAAUCGAAGUUGCUGGUCGCUUGCGCAAACGUGCCAACCCGCUGAACGACCCUUUGAACGAUAUCGAGGACAAGGUUUUGGAUUUUCAGGGUAAUUCUUCCGGCACCGAUGUUGUGAAGAAGCUUGAGCGUCAAGCCAAUCGGGAGGGCGUUGCCGAGAAGACUAAGAAGCCCCGACACCUGAGCACUCGCGAGAUCGAAUGGGUUUCACGGCUCGUCGAGAAGCACGGCGAUGACCUUAUGGCCAUGGUCCGGGACCGCAAGCUCAAUCCUAUGCAGCAGAGCGUGGGAGAUUUGCGGCGGAGAAUCGACAAGUGGCAGCAGUGGAAACAGUCCCAGGAGUAA
This is a messenger RNA of Penicillium longicatenatum, 708 nucleotides long. Its product is annotated as nucleolar protein 16. Bases 1 to 708 code for a protein of 235 amino acids. The transcript has 2 exons. NCBI's taxonomy places the organism in Eukaryota, Fungi, Ascomycota, Eurotiomycetes, Eurotiales, Aspergillaceae. Gene Ontology annotation, cellular component: nucleolus. Gene Ontology annotation, biological process: ribosomal large subunit biogenesis. The record is from RefSeq and is a predicted model, not a curated record.